Merops nubicus (carmine bee-eater) is the source of this 1446-nucleotide messenger RNA. Its product is annotated as chromosome unknown open reading frame, human C11orf24. The transcript is spliced from 3 exons. The record is from RefSeq and is a predicted model, not a curated record. The coding region runs from base 1 to 1446 and encodes 481 amino acids. Lineage: Eukaryota; Metazoa; Chordata; Aves; Coraciiformes; Meropidae.
AUGUGGACUGCCAUUGUAUUCUUCCCACUGAUUUCUUUCUGCCUGUGUGAACACAGAUUUUCUGUGCUGAAAGGGAGAGGAGUCCAUGUAGUGCAAAUAAACAGACUUACAACUGAAAAGCAGUGCAGGGAGACUUGUCACAGCCCAGGUGCCUCAGGUAACCAUCACUGUAAUUGGUCUGUGCCCUACCAGAAUCGUUGCAUCCUCUUGCAGUGUCACCAGCUGAGUGUAUGCCAGAAUGCCAGAGAACAAGACAUCAAAGGUCUGCUUGGAGAAAUGGUCCAUAGGAAAGGGGAAACAGUCCUGUUCCACCACUGGCACUAUCCACAGAAAAAGGAGAGGAUGGUGAAUGCACGGGUUGACCAACACAACGUGGAAAACCUGUUCUCCUCGACUGCUUGGACUCACAAGAUUCACCUGAGGCAUUUGCUUGAGACUGAGGAUAAAGAUGUCACAACAAACACGAGUGAAGUGACUGCAGACAGAGCUGCCCCCACCACAGCGACCACCCCCACUGCCACAGCCGCGACAAGAGCCGCAGCCAGCGCGGCGCUCCUCCCCACAGCUCACCCCACUGCCGCCAGGGCCCCCAGCACCCCGGGAGCUCCUGCUCUCCCUGCUGGAGCCAGGCCACCCGCCACCUCUUCUCCCGUGUCUGGUAACACCUCUGCUUCUACUUCCAGCCGUGUCACCAAGUUUGUGACCACCACUGAAAAGCCAGGAAGUAGCAGCUCUGUCUCGGUGUUGUCCCCCCCUCAUACUUCUGCCCCCCUCCCUGCCACUCCUGAGGCGGGGACUCCAGUGCCUCCAACGCAGCACUUUGCACCAGCGGGCACCAGUGCCCCCAGCUCUGGCAGCACCCCCACCGCUGGCGCUGUCCCGGGGACACUGGACACAGCACUGAGCACCCUCCUCCUGCAGGGUGCAGGGGUAUCUACAGCUUCCACUCCUACCACGGCACUCGCCCCUCUGGGGAGUUCACACUCUGCAGAUCCACUGCCUGUCACCACGCUGCGAUAUCUACAGCCAGAACCAACUACAGCCACAACACCCAUGAGCAGAUCAGCUUCUCCCCUGGGCUCUACAAGAGGUGCCACGGUUUUGACUACUGCCCCUACAGCAGAAACAACAACUGGGCAUGCAAUAAAGUCAACAUCUCACGUUUUUCCAACAACCACAGCUCCAACAGAUGCCCCCAAAACGACAGCUUCAGGCAUUGCAGAAACUCAGGACACAGACAGUGGGUAUCUGCUAAUUGCUGCCGAGCCCCUCACUCAGUACUUGGUGGAUAAAAGUUCGCUUCUUGCAGUGCUUUUAGUUGGUACAUUUUUUUUCAUAACUGUUAUAGUUCUUUUCCUUACGCAGGCCUACGAGAGCUACAAGAAGAAGGAUUACACACAAGUGGAUUACCUGAUCAAUGGGAUGUAUGUGGACUCGGAGAUGUGA